Messenger RNA from Antechinus flavipes (yellow-footed antechinus), 3727 nucleotides. RefSeq names its product serine/threonine kinase 11 interacting protein (gene STK11IP). The transcript is spliced from 24 exons. The record is from RefSeq and is a predicted model, not a curated record. Bases 344 to 3553 code for a protein of 1069 amino acids. Gene Ontology annotation, cellular component: cytoplasm. Gene Ontology annotation, molecular function: protein binding. Gene Ontology annotation, biological process: intracellular protein localization. NCBI's taxonomy places the organism in Eukaryota, Metazoa, Chordata, Mammalia, Dasyuromorphia, Dasyuridae.
CUUCCGCUUUUUCCCUCCCCAGUGCAGGUGUCCGGCAGCUGAUCCCGUAGGAAGGGGGGAGCCUCGGAAAGAUCGUUCCGGAGCUUCCCGAGGCCGGCCGCGCGCCCUCUUCAGGGGUCCUGGGCCGCUCUGGGACCCGGCUUUGCUUCCCGCACCGCACUUUCUGCUACUUCCCGAGCCGUGAAUUGUCACUUUGCCAGGCCCCCUCCUCCGCCUCAGCUGACCCUAGUGAGGCUGGGGGAGGGGGGCCGGGGUGUGGUCCUUGGAUUCUUCCCUCCGGCUUCCCGGAGUCAUCUUUCCCAGCCCCUCAUCUCUCGGCUCCGCCCCCAAGCUCCCUGUUGCUAUGGCGACGACGAGCUCCUUAGUGUGGAAGCUGGCGGGGCUGCUGCAAGACUCGGGUGACCUGGUCCUGUCUGGCUGCAGCACGCUGACUCUGCUGACCUCCACCCUGCAGCAGCUGAAUCAUGUGUUUGAGCUUCAUCUGGGACCCUGGGGUCCCGGGCAGGCCGGCUUUGUGGCCCUGCCCUCCCACCCUGCCGACUCCCCUACUAUCCUGCAGCUCCAGUUCCUGUUUGACGUGUUGCAGAAAACGCUCUCACUCAAGCUAGUGCACGUCCCAGGCCCUGGCCCUCAAGGCCCCAUCAAGAUCUUCCCCUUCAAGUCCCUGAAGCAGCUGGAGCUGCGAGCGGUCCCUCUGCACUGUCUGUGUGGCCUCCGCGGAAUCUACUCUCAGCUCGAGACUCUGGUCUGUAGCAGGAGCCUCCAAGCACUAGAGGAACUCCUCUCGGCUUGUGGCGGUGACCUCUGCUCUGCCCUGCCCUGGCUCGCCCUGGUUUGUGCUGAUUUUAGCUAUAAUUCAUUGACUGCCUUGGACCGAUCCCUGCAUCUCCUGUCAGCUCUUCAGGUUCUGAAUCUGAGCCACAACCGAGUCACCGACUGUGAAGACUUCUUGACUGCCCUGUCCGAGCUGCGGCACCUGGAUGUCUCCUACAACCGCCUUCAGUCAGUGCCGGUGGUGAGCCCCGCGGGGGCCGUGCUCAGGACGGUAGUGCUGAGGGGCAAUGAGCUCCGAAGCUUGUGCGGGCUGGAUCAGCUGAGGGGCCUUCGGCAUCUGGACGUGGCGUACAAUCUGCUGGAACAACACAGGGAGCUGGUGCCCUUGAGGACGCUGGCUGAGCUCCAGAGACUGCACCUGGAGGGGAAUCCUCUGUCCUUUCACCCCGAUCACCGAGCAGCUACUGUUCAGUAUCUGUCACCGCAGGCCAGAGAUGCUUCUCCUCCUGGGUUUCUUCUUGAUGGGGAGCCCCUGUCACCUGCUGACUUGCAGCCUCCCACAUCUUCUGGGCUUUGCUCCUUGGCCCUCUCUCUAGCCCCCACAGGGGGAAGUGCCUCAGAGACCUCUUAUGGCCCUGACUUGAGUGACAGCCCCUCUUCAGGAGGUGUUUUGGGUCGCCCUCUCCCUCGUAAGGCUAAGAGCCGCGUCCGUGUGAGGCGGGCGAGCAUCUCGGAGCCGAGUGAUACCGACCCAGAGCCCCGAACUCCAGAUCCCUCGCCUGCUGGCUGGUUCGUGCAACAGCACCGGGAGCUGGAGCUCAUGAACAGUUUUCGGGAGAGAUUUGGUUGUGAUUGGCUACAGUACCGUAGCCACCUAGAGACUCCUGGGACACCCCCUGUGGGCAUCCCCAAGACCUCUGACUCGGGCACAGUCUCCACGGACCCCCCAAAGCCUCAGAGCCUUUCUAGCCCACUGCAGCAGGGACAAGGGGGCAGUAGUUUGGACGAAUCCCUCCCGAUUGGGCCAGAGCAGGACAAAGGGGAAGAGGAGGUGGCAGAAGAGAAGGAGGAGGUAAUGGAGGAAGUGGCUGCAGAAGAAAUCAAAGGGGAAAGGGAAGAGGAAGAGGAAGUUGAAGAUCAAGAAGUGGAGGUGGAGCUUUGUCGUCCCAUGCUGGUGUGUCCCCUGGAGGGGACUGCGGGGGUGCGCGGCCAGGAGAGGUUUCUGAGGGUCACAUCAGGGCACUUACUGGAGGUGGAGCUGCAGGCGGCUCAGACCUUGGAGCGCCUGGACCUCCGGAGCCUUUGGGCAGCUGAGUUGGAGGCAGAGGCGGAGUCUGCGGAUCCUGACUGCGCUGCGGGUGGCCCCGUCAUUGUCCUGCGCUUCUCCUACAUCCGUUCUGACUGGCAGCUGCGGCGAUACCUGGUGCUGGAGCCCGAAGCCCACGCUGCCGCGGAGGAGCUGCUGGCUGUCUUGGCCCCCGCUGCAGCUGCUUCACAGCUUCAGGUGGGGGCAGCCCGAGGCCCGUCCGGAGGCUGGCUGCGGUGCCUCCGUUGCCAUCAGAUCAGCGAGGUGACGGCUCCGCAGGAGGAGCUGGGCGCUCACGGCAGAUGGACGUCCAAGACCGACUUCCCCCUUCUGUGUCCCAUGUGUGGCAGUGACCACGUUGUCUUGUUGCCUCACCAUGAUGAAACCCCCGGAGAGGAGCAGAGGGAGGGGGAGCUGCACCCAGCUUCCUCUGCCCCGCCCAGCACUCCUCUGGGCUCUCCAGACGAGGGUGAUGGCAACAAGUCCAGCAGUCCCUGCCUCCAGGCCCAGCUGCCCCAUGAAGCCGACAGCUGGGGCCUUCAUCCUCCUUCUGACCGCUCUGGGCUCCGCUCUGUGGACCACCGACUCCGGCUUUUCCUGGAUGUGGAGAUAUUUGAAGAUGUCCAGGAAGAGUUCCAAUGCUGCCUCAAGGUGCCCGUAGUGCUGCGCGGCCAGGCCGAGGAGUUUCCUUCCCUUGUCGUCGUGUCCGAUCUCAGGCUUUACAUCUUGGAGGUGACUGGGGAGAUCCGAGGCCAGCCCUCGGGCUGGCUGCAGCUGCGCCUUGCCGCCCCCCUGCAGGACCUGAGCUGCCUGGAGCUCGGCCUGGCCGGGCAGAGCCUCCGGCUGGAGUGGGCCGGGGCCGGGGGCGGCUGUGCUCUGCUGGCCCGGGAGCCCCGCUGCUGCCAAGCCUUCCUGGAAGAGCUCACUGCCAUCCUGCAGCUGCUGCCUCCUGGCCGGAGGUGCCACGUUUCUGCCACCAGAGAGGAAGUGACUCCUCAGCACCGGCUCUGGCCAUUGUUAGAUCCCGACUCCAGCCCCGAGGACCCCCAGUUCUUCUACUUGCAGGCAUUUCUGGUUGAAGGCUCCUCGUCCCGCCCAGUGUCCCUGUUGGUCACUCCGUCCGCCUUGUAUCUGCUGGGUGAGGAUCCCAUGGGGUCCCAGUCCUGGUCCCCUGCGGAGGGGCCUGGAGAAGCGCUUUCCCUGAGGCCGGACCCCUCCAUCCGCAUCUACGAGCAGCAGCCGCUCAGCAGCCUCAGCUCCAUACAGGUCUACAAGGCGGCCCCCAGGGACUUUCGUCUGGCCUUGUACGAUGAGGUCUUGCGGCUUGAGAGCUUUUGGCCUCUCCGGGUCAUGUGUCCAGAGCAAUUGACCGCCCUGUUGGACUGGAUCCGAGGUCCCUGGGAGGAGCUUUUUUCCAUUGGACUUCGAGUGCUGACCCAGGAGGCCCCAGACCCUGCGCCGAUUGGGAGCUAGGCGCUCUGGUCUGGCCCGGCCCGCCGGUCUGUUCCUGGGAGGGGCGAGACGCUGCGGCCCCCGGAGCAGAGCAGCCGUCCGCGGAGAUGGCGGCCGGGGGCCAGCCCAGCGUGGCCUUUGACAAUGGGACAUUGACUGUUUCUCAGGUGCCAAUAAAGUUCUGUUCCUCUCCUG